AUGGUGGCAGUAACGCAAAGAUCAAACACUAUAAUCCCACCAAAGAUGCGCGACCCAGGAAGCUUCAUGUUACCCUACUUAAUUGGAGAGCUUUACAUCGGUCAAGCACUAUGCGAUCUUGGGGUGAGUAUAAAUUUAAUGCCACUUUCAAUGUUCAAACAAUUGAAUGUGGGAAAACUGAUGCCCACGACGAAGACUCUCCAGCUUUCAGACAGAUCCCUAGUACAUUCUAAGGAAGAGUUAAAGAAUGCCUUGGUCUCAAUUGAUAAAUUCAUUUUACUGACAGACUUCAUCAUUCUGGAUCAUGAAGCGGAUGAAGAUACGCCCAUCAUAUUGGGAUGA
Messenger RNA from Benincasa hispida (wax gourd), 342 nucleotides. The record is from RefSeq and is a predicted model, not a curated record. NCBI's taxonomy places the organism in Eukaryota, Viridiplantae, Streptophyta, Magnoliopsida, Cucurbitales, Cucurbitaceae.